AUGCCUCCACGAGCCCUGCGCCGUGGGGCGCUCAUAUUCAUUCUGUUCGUUGUCUUUGUUGUGGCCUUCCUGCUUCACAGGUCCUGGUUUCUCAUUGGGCUACUCUUUGAAGAUGGUGGCAGCGAUAGAAUCUCCGCCUCUGAUAUCCCGGCCUCGGACUCGAACAUCACUCUCCCACAACUGAUCCCCAAAAUCAUACACCAGACCUACAUCACAGAGAAGGUACCCGAUCACUGGCAAGCCAGCCAACAAGCAGUGAAAGAUCUGCAUCCGGAUUACGAAUACAUGUUCUGGACGGACACAACCGCCCUCCAGUUUAUCGAAACCGAAUACCCCUUUUUCCUCGAAACCUACACCUCAUACCCCCACCCCAUCCAACGCGCCGACGCUUUGCGCUAUUUCUUACUCCACCGCUACGGCGGCAUCUACAUUGACCUCGAUCUAUUACCCUACCGCUCCCUCACUCCCCUCCUUUCCUAUCCCUCCAUCGCAUGCCUCACAUCCCCUACAGGCAUCUCGAACGAUAUCCUCGGUUCCACGCCCCAACACCCCUUCUUCACACUCGUGAUCGAGCGCCUAUCGGAAUACAACCGCAACUGGGGCCUGCCCUACAUCACCGUGAUGUACAGCACGGGCCCGCUCUUUCUCUCCGUUGUGUGGAUUGAGUUUCUGCGCCGCGGUGUGCCCGGCUUCGGCACGGCUGUCCCCCGCGUUCGCCUCCUGCCCAAGGACGGCACUAAUGGCGAUAGUUACGGCUUCUUCAAGAACGUUCAAGGGGGCAGUUGGCAUGGCCGCGAUAUGGACGUCAUUUUCUGGAUGGGGAGACACUGGUUCCUGGUCACGCUCUUGGGCUUCGUGAUCGGGUUCGCGGUGGUGGGCGUUCUGUGGCGGGCCUUGAGAGCGUGUGCAGGCUUGUGGAGGAGAGAAAGGUGGUGGGACAGGAUCAGAGCUGCGGGGAAGCUGCACGAGCUAGGUUAA
Amorphotheca resinae ATCC 22711 is the source of this 978-nucleotide messenger RNA. RefSeq names its product glycosyltransferase family 32 protein. NCBI's taxonomy places the organism in Eukaryota, Fungi, Ascomycota, Leotiomycetes, Helotiales, Amorphothecaceae. Gene Ontology annotation, biological process: mannosyl-inositol phosphorylceramide biosynthetic process. The record is from RefSeq and is a predicted model, not a curated record. Bases 1 to 978 code for a protein of 325 amino acids. The transcript has 2 exons. Gene Ontology annotation, molecular function: mannosyltransferase activity.